GAAUUUCACCUCGAUAAGUUCGACGAGUUCGGAAGGAAGAUGACCCCGAAGGAGGCGUUCCGGGAGCUGUGUCACCGGUUCCACGGCAUCGAGCCCGGAAAGGCGAAAAAAGAGAAGCGACUGAAGGCGUACCAAGACGAGGUCAAGGCGAAGAAGACGAGGGAAGGGGACACGCCGCUCGGGUCGAUCGACAAGAUGAAACACGUGCAGAAGAUUCAGGCGAGCCCGUACGUG
Molecule: messenger RNA, 234 nt
Organism: Micromonas pusilla CCMP1545
Lineage: Eukaryota; Viridiplantae; Chlorophyta; Mamiellophyceae; Mamiellales; Mamiellaceae
Exons: 1
Biological process (GO): maturation of 5S rRNA; mRNA cis splicing, via spliceosome
Cellular component (GO): U4/U6 x U5 tri-snRNP complex
Source: RefSeq, a predicted model, not a curated record